ACAAGCUUUUGCACCGUAGUCCAACUUUCAAUCUUCAUGGUUCUGAAGCACUCCUCUCUUCAUUGUUCAGUCUCCCUUUGAAGAUUAAAGCAGAAGCCUGAAGACAGGACAUCUCUUGAGUUGGAUCUUUGUGCUGGCUUUGUUUGCUGCUUUGGAGAGGCGGUUUCUGUAGUUCACACUUGCAAAUGACCUCUUAAGUUGUUGGACAUGCUGUAGGGGUAUUUGGAUACACGUUCAAAGCCGAGAUUAUGUGCUAACUGUGCAAACAUCAGGAGUGGAAAUCCUUUAGGAUGAGAAUCUUAAACAAGCCCAGCAGUCUGAAGAUAAUGGCUAUGGUGAGAUCUUCACUGCAGAAAGUGAUGCUUUUUCUACAACACAUCCAAAGAAUGGCUGUCACGUCACCCCGUUAUCAGAAAUUGUGCAAGGACAUUCAGACAGAUGUUGAUACUCAGACUGAUCUUCCUAAAAGGGCUCUUGGGGGUCAGAUCCCGAAUACCAUGGCACAAGAGCUCGAUAAGUUUGGAGAUCUGGACCACCUUCAAAUAGCCUCGAGAAGAGAGUGUUUCGAGGCCAGCGUGGAGAAAUGGACAGGACUCAUAGCCAUCCUUGAAGAGCUUUGGUUCUGGGUAAAGCUGAAGGAUGAGGAGUUGACAAGGCAGAGGCCAGUGGGAGAAGAUGUACAUACUUUACUGCAGAAACAAGGCUACUGCACGGCCUUGCACAGCGAGUUGACUGGACGGAGACAGGAUAUGAAUCAGACAUGUCUGCCUCUGGCUGUUCAUCCUACAACAAUGGAAGUCCAGAGCAAUAUAGAGAUGGCUUCAGCGUUGACCGUCCAGGAGGAGAAGAUUCAUCAGCUGGCUCAAGUGGUUCAGGACCAGGCCUUCGAGGUUCAGCAGCACUGGGAGCGGUUCAGUGCUCAGGCCACCAGCUGGCAGCACGAGGUUGACUGGGCUCUGGGGAAACUUCAGGACCUCCAGCAAGCCAUGAACCAACUGGACCUCGGCCUGGCUGAGAUGGAGAAUGAGAGCUGGCACUCUGAGGAACACAGCAUGGCCAACUGUGUGCUGGAGAACGUGGAAAAUAUUGGGAUUGUGGGUAAUCAGCACCAGCAGUUGCAAUGCUCUCAAACAGAUAAGAGAGAUUUCUCCCAUGACUUCUUGUCUGUUUCCGUUCAGUUCCCUUGGCAAAGAGCUGUUUUUCAUAACGGCGUCCCUUAUUAUAUCAAUCAUGAGGAGCAGACCACCUCGUGGGAUCAUCCAGAGAUGACACAGCUAUUUCAGUCAAUGGCUGAUCUGAGCCAUGUGCGUUUCUCUGCUUACCGCACAGCGAUGAAGAGCCGCCGGCUACAGAAAGCCCUCUGCUUGGACCUUUUGGAGCUCAGCAUCGCCCAGAGUGUGUUUGAUCAACACAAACUCGUGCAUAAUGGACAGCUACUGGAGAUUCCAGGCAUCAUAAACUGUCUCUGCACAAUCUACCGUGAACUUCAGCAGAUGCAUCCGGAUCUGGUUAAUGUGCCUCUGUGUGUGGAUCUGUGUCUCAACUGGUUGCUUAAAGUCUAUGACAGUGACAGAAGUGGAAAAGUUCAAGCGUUGUCCAUGAAGAUCGGCUUGUUUUCUCUUUCAAAAGGACCUCUAAAGGAUAAGUACAAAUAUCUGUUCGCUGAGGUGGCCGGCGCUGCAGGCGUCUGUAACCAGAGACAGCUGGCGUUACUGCUACACAACAGCAUCCAGAUCCCACACCAUCUCGGGGAGGCCGCAGCGUUCGGAGGGGGUAACAUGGAGCCCAGUGUCCGGAGCUGCUUUCAAUAUGUGGGCCGUGAUGAUGUCAUUGAGGUACAGCAGUUUGUGGACUGGAUGCAUUUGGAGCCGCAGUCAAUGGUCUGGUUGCCCGUCCUUCAUAGAGUCGCCUCUGCAGAAACCGCCAAACAUCAGGCCAAAUGCAACAUCUGUAAGGAGUGUCCCAUGGUGGGCUUCAGGUAUCGAAGUCUGAAACACUUCAACUACAACGUGUGUCAGACAUGUUUCUUCUCGGGAAGGAUUUCCAAGGACUAUCAUCUCAGCUAUCCAAUGGUGGAGUACUGCACACCUACCACCUCAGGAGAAGAUGUGCGUGACUUCACCAAGGUGCUGAAAAACAAGUUCCGCUCAAAGAAGUACUUCACCAAACACCCUCGGCUCGGCUACCUGCCCGUGCAGACCAUCCUGGAGGAAGAGCAUUUAGAGACGUGAGUUUUCCUAGUGGAAAUGUUCAAGAUCUUUUUGAGAUCUCCAGAUUUUCAUCGGCCUAUAAUUCUUGUUUACAAAGUGUAAGUAUAAACCGUAUUUUACUUCAUA
This is a messenger RNA of Carassius carassius (crucian carp), 2336 nucleotides long. RefSeq names its product utrophin-like. Gene Ontology annotation, cellular component: plasma membrane. The record is from RefSeq and is a predicted model, not a curated record. Lineage: Eukaryota; Metazoa; Chordata; Actinopteri; Cypriniformes; Cyprinidae. Gene Ontology annotation, biological process: synaptic signaling. The transcript has 15 exons. Bases 291 to 2231 code for a protein of 646 amino acids. Gene Ontology annotation, molecular function: zinc ion binding; protein binding.